UACUAGGGUGAGAAGUGGUGCUUAAAUACACAGUGACCUGAUUACUGAUGACGUGCAGGUGUGGCUAAUGACCGGUAGAAACAGGGAACAGCUGAGACAUGAGGUAAACAGGAAGUCCUUUCAAAGUAUUAGCAAAGGUGAAACCAAGACGUGACAAACAGAAGUAAGUAGAGGACAGAAAGCAGCGACGCUGACGCUGGUGUCAGAAUCACGUGAUGCUCUAGACUGUGGUUCAAAAAAGGUCCCUUCAUCAGUCUGUCAGACACAAACAGGUCCGGGCUGAACGAGUUGUGGUGGCUAAAAAAGACACAUGUUAAGGCUGCUGGAGAACCAGCACCGCUCCAGUCGACCCAGGUAUGUUCCAGAACUACAGGAUGAUAACAAGCGAAGACAACAAGUAAAAUAAUUUCUUCAGUGUGAUGGCCGAAGCUAAAGGUAGGAUGGCGACCCUCUCCGCCAAUUUAGUGUCCUGGCGUUGACGCUCGAUAAGUAAUCGAUAAGUACAGUCUAUCAAACAGAGUUGGUUCCAACUUGCAUGGUGAGAGUAGGUAGAGCACGGCAUUGCAUAACACUGUUCAGCUCACUACUAAAAUUCGGUCUAACAGUAAGCCUGUCCUUUUAACGGGCAGCCCACCUUAAAAUGACCAGACUGACCACAGUACAGACACAGACCUAAGCCACGGCGAUGCUUUUUCUCAGUAUCUGUCAGACAGGCUCCACCAAACUGCAUGGCCUCCUCGGUAGGCAGCAGAACUCCACAAGCACUGACAAGCAGGGAAACCUGCUUGAUGAUCUGCUCAUGGUAUUCUCUCCAGUAGGUGACAUAGCAUCCGCUCAUGCCGCUCCCAGCUUGGGAACCGACUGAGUCCGAUUGUCGCUUCUACUACCGCUGCCCCCGAUUACAGAUCCACAGGCGACGGUCAAUCUAAAUAGCUAAAGCAAUCAAAGCAAAAGCAAAGUCGCUAGGCAGAUCUUGAGCGGCUAGACGGUCUUUUACCUGGCGGGAAAGGCCCAGAAUAAAAAUAUCUCAGAGAUCUCAUCUCAGCCUCACGGACUGGGGCAUUCUAAAAAUUCUGUUUUAACACUUUAGCAAAACUAGAAAACGUAGACAGGCAGGCCGACUUAUUUUGCCAUUCUGCCGUAGCCAAAGCCUCUGCGUCAGGAAGAAGAAGAGAGGAAAGAAAAAAAGAAGACCAAAUGGUGGAAGCUAAAGAAUGAAGAAACUUGCAAAGAAUUCAGGCAGAAGUUGAGGCAGGCUCUGGGUGGUCAAGAAGAUCCAGAUGACUGGGAAACUACAGCCGAGGGUAUCAGGGAAACACAUAGAUAAUGUUGAGGAAAAAGUACAGACAUGGUCAGAAACAGCUGCAUUGCGUCUUUGUGGAUGUAAAGAAGGCGUAUGACAGGGUGCUGAGGGAAGAGCUGUGAUACUGUAUGAGGUGGAUGGGAGUUGCUGAGAAGUACGUCAGAGUAGUCCAGGACAUGUAUGAGAGGACUAUGACGGUGGUGAGAGAGUUCAAGGUGGAGGUGGGACUACACCAAGGAUCAGCCUUGAGUCCCUUCUUGUUUGCAGAUGAUAUUGUGAUCUGCAGUGAGAGUAGGGAGCAGGUGGAGGAACAGCUGGAGAGGUGGAGGUUUGCUCUGGAAAGAGGAGGCAUGAAAGUCAGUCGUACAGACUGAAUACAUGUGUCUAAACGAGGGGUCAAGGUAGAACAGUGAAGUGACAGGGGGAAAGAGGGAAACCAAGAAGGAGAUAGAUGGAUGUGCUGAGGUGAGGUGAUGAGGAUGGCUGGUGUGAGUGUAGAAAAUGUCCAGGAUAGAAUGAGGUGGAAAGGAUGAUUCGCUGUGAAGACCCCUGAUGGGAAAAGCCGAAAGAGUAGUUGUUACGAACUCGCCCCGUCGGUUCCGAACCGGCGGGGUUUGACAGGGAACCUAUUAACUCCUCCCGUCGGUUCCGAACCGGCGGGGCUUUGACGGAACCCUGGGGCAGGAGAGGGAAUGCGGUGGAGAGAGACGGUGACAGCACCCGCUCCAAGCGGGGAGAACUACGGCUCUCACGGAGCCGGGAGGAGAUCACGCUCACACUGAGCGGAGGCUUCAGGCACCACGGCCGACGUGCUUCCAGCACACAGCUCUCUGUGUAAUCCCUUGCACAGACACCUGGCCGCAACCGGCAGACCAGGUCGCAGGGAACACAAGAGAGGGAAGACCCCAAGCGCACGACCCAAUACAGAGGGUACAAUUGACAUUAACGGUUUAUUUAAAUAUAACAAAAACUUACUGCACCGCAGGACUCAGUUCAACACAAAGGAAGAACUAAAAAUCACUGCAUUGCAGGAAAACGAUAAACUACCUAAUUCACUAUCUAAAACUAAACGCUCCGUACACUACGGGCAAAAAUCCUAAACUUGAAACAUAAGACCUAAACAUGAAACAUAAGACACUCACAAAACUUACGUGGUGGGACAGGACAUAAACAAAACCAAAACUCCUUGCAUCACGACUCUCCUCAAUGUAACAAUGGGGUAGCAUCCAGCUACACCGAGCGUACACACCAACAAUGUGUCCAACACAAAACAUCCCUUAAAUACAAAUCAAACAGGUGGGUCAACUAAUUACACAGGAAAUUAAACUCAAACACAGACCCACAAAAAGUCCCAGGAGCGCCUCUAGUGGCGCGGAGGCAGAACGUCACAGUAGUAGUAGGCAAAAAAGUACAACACUAUAAUACAUACACUUUAUUACUGUUAAUCAAAACAAAAACAGUAACUAUUUACUGUAAUUAUGUGUAGAAAAGAUACAUGUAUAUAAUUUGUAAUUCAAUUGAAAUCAUUAAGCUUGGCCAAAAUAAACUUGAAUUUAAUAGUAUUGGCACAGAUCUUGGUGGAAUGGUGGGAAGCACUGUCGCCUAACAGCAAAAAGGUGCAGGGUUUGAUUCCCGGAGCAGCCCGCGUGCCUUUCAAACUCAGUUCUCAAGCACUUGAAUUGUUUUACUUAGUGUCUUUCAGUAAGUCUUUUUAGAAAUUUAAAACCCAUUUGUGAGGAUACCCUGCGUUAAAGGGUCUGGAUGAGGUGCAGACCAGUCCAGCCUCCACUCAUAAGUUUUCUCUGUCUGUUUUAGCGUGAUCAGAAAAGUAAACACGUAACAAAAACAUUGAUAAACACAUUAGGCAGGUUGUACAAAGUCAUGGUGUAGAAUAAAUCCUUCUGAAGGCUGCAAACAUUAUACUGGAGGAUUAGAUCAGGAAAUGUGCACUUUUAGUCAGGAAAAUUGUUAAGAUAAUUGAAAUUAUAGAAAAACAUAAUAACAUGUAUAACACAGAUAAAUGCACGGAAAUGAAUUUUUAUUUUAUGUUUUUUAGUCACAUUAUGGUAUUGUUAGACAAGGUGACACCCCACCUACCGAGUUCUCUGGCUUCCCCCAUGGUCCAAAGACAUGCGUUUAGGUUGAUUGACUACUCUACAUAGGUGUGCGUGUGUGGGUGAACAGUUGUUGGUCUCUGUGUGGCCCUUCAGUGGACUAGCAACCUGUUCAAGUACUCUGCCUCUCGCCCUCAGCUAGCUGGGAUAGGCUCCAGCCCCCUGCGACCCCAAAUGGGAACAAGCGGUAGAAAAUGGAUGGAUGGCAUGAAACAAUUAUAACUUGAGUACAUUGUACUCAUUUUUUUAAGUAGACAUGAUGUCCGGGCUUACAGUGUAGUCUAAUUCAACCACAACACAACAACAACACACCAGAUGACACUGCUGGAAAUUUCCCCCUAUUACGAGCAGUGGAUUUUCAUCAUACCCAGGGAAGUUUCUCUUUCCUUUCUCAUUCUGCUGCUGGAAUAAAAUAUCUAUAAUAUUAACUUAAUACUCCAGGAAAAGUACAGCUCAGAUACAAGUUAGCAACUCAUCCACGGGUUAAAUUCAUACAAAUUAACUCCUACUAAAAUGUUCUGAUUAAAAGAAUAUUGAUGAAAGUUUGAAAAAGCUUUCUCUUCUUUGUUUUACAUGAAGUGGUGCCACGCCCGCUUCAAACCAUUCCUAUCAUUGUAGGUUAUCACUCUAUAAAUGACACCUGUGCUCUGGCCUCGAAACCAAAACCUUUUCAGAUCGAGCCUGAGUCCAACCUGCUGCACCAGGUGAGAAACACAACGGAACCCAAGCCCAGCCAGACUGCAGGAUGUUGCUUGUUGUGUGUGUGAUGCUGUUGGUGGCCUCACGGAUGAGCUUUGGUAAGGUUGGUCCUUCCCUCGAUGAGCAGUGGGAGCAGUGGAAGACCAAAUACAAAAAACUCUACAAAGACCAGAAUGAAGAGGAGUUGCGGAGGAGAAUCUGGGAACAAAACAAGGAAAUGAUUGAAGUACACAACAAGGAGGCUAAACAGGGCAAUCACUCCUACAAACUAGGCAUGAACCAGUUUGGUGACAAGGAAUCAGUGGAGAUGCCUGUGAUGAAGGCUUCCGACAAGAUGUUGAGACACAUCUUGCCGAAAAUAUCCAGGAAAAUGACUGUGCUCGAUCAGGAAUUAAGAAAUCAGAUUUGGGAGAAGAUGAAUAAGAAGUUGAUUAAGUACGAAAAGUUCCUAAAUCAACAGCUGUUGAAUAACAUGAUUGCAGAGAUAGAAGAUGAUGACUGGGUGUCAGCAUACGACGUCUUGGAGAAAGUGAAAACCAACAAUCUCAUAUUAAGAGCUCUUGUCAUGAAUGACAUUUAUGAGCAGAUGGCUGAUCAAAGCAUCAAGUCAAAAGUCCUUAUCUUGACUGAUAUUGCUGAGACAGUAGCUCAGUACCAGAAGAUUAAGGUAUAUAAGAGCUCAGGAAAAAACUUGUCUAAAUCCAUCGACUACCGUCGUGACGGUCUGGUGACGCCAGUGAGGAACCAGGGAGCGUGUGGCUCCUGCUGGGCCUUUAGUGCUGCAGGGGCCCUUGAGGGACAGUUGGCCAAAAAGACGGGUCGCCUGCUAGAACUCAGUCCUCAGAACCUGGUGGACUGUGAGCUUGAGAGCGAUGGCUGUGAUGGAGGAGAGCCAGACUUUGCUUUUGAGUAUGUGCAAGAAAACGGAUAUGUGCACUAUGAAACGGACUACCCGUACAUUGGAGAGAAGCAGAAGUGCCACAGAACCCCCCCACCGCCUGGUGCAGCCCAGUGCAAAGGCGUCGUGUGGAUCCCAGAGGGAGAUGAGCGCCUGCUGGCUGAAGCCCUGCAUGAAGUGGGUCCACUGUCUGUGAGCAUUGACGCCAGUGACAAAAAGUUCAUGUUCUACAAAAGCGGUGUUUACUACAACCCAGUGUGUAACAAAGACGCGCUCAACCACGCCAUGCUGCUCGUUGGCUACAAGGAGAAACACUGGAUUGUCAAGAACAGCUGGGGCGAGGACUGGGGUAAGAAAGGCUACAUUAAGAUCGCACGGAACCACGACAACCACUGCGGCAUCGCCAGUGACGCCAGCUACCCCUUGGUGUGAAGCAGCUAAAGGCACUGGAGGUCAUUGGAGGUCAUUCCUCCGCUAUGCUACUGUCUUCAUUUAGCAGAUGACUGCAAUAUUUGUGCUUCUGUCACUCUUUCAGGCCUUUGAUCACAUGAACCGCCUCCUUCAUUAUGUAUUUAUUGGAACCAUUUACACCAACUCUUUAAAAUAUGGGAACAUUCUUCCGGAUUCUGUUUACUCAUCUUGAUUUGACCUGUUUUUAACCACUAUGAUGCUGAACAUAUUUUAGAUCUCAUCUAAGAAAGUGAACUUUUCCUGACCUCACUCCUGUAGGAACACGUUACUGGCCUGUGGACAUUAACAUUGGAGAACAUUACUAACAUAAAGCUUUUAUUAUUUCUAUAAGAUUCUUUAGCUUUGACCAGAUCACACACAUUUGGGGAAUUUGACUGUGUCUUUAAUUAAAUUAAAACUUGUGUUAAAUGAGUGUCUGUAGCUACUGAAAUUUGUUACACCAGUUAAAGCUGUGUUUAAUACAUCAUGUGUCCAUGAUGAUGAUGACUGAUCCUGAGCACAGAACAGAAACCAAUUCAAGCUCUAGCUUUUGUUCUGUAAUGACUGUUUCAAGUCUAAAAUUAAUCACAAUAAAUGAAAGACGUCAGAUCACGUGG
Betta splendens (Siamese fighting fish) is the source of this 6081-nucleotide messenger RNA. Its product is annotated as cathepsin K-like. The record is from RefSeq and is a predicted model, not a curated record. The transcript is spliced from 15 exons. Gene Ontology annotation, cellular component: lysosome. NCBI's taxonomy places the organism in Eukaryota, Metazoa, Chordata, Actinopteri, Anabantiformes, Osphronemidae. Gene Ontology annotation, molecular function: cysteine-type endopeptidase activity. Gene Ontology annotation, biological process: immune response. Bases 4163 to 5446 code for a protein of 427 amino acids.